Messenger RNA from Leptopilina boulardi, 2390 nucleotides. RefSeq lists its product as uncharacterized. The transcript is spliced from 11 exons. The coding region runs from base 123 to 2321 and encodes 732 amino acids. Lineage: Eukaryota; Metazoa; Arthropoda; Insecta; Hymenoptera; Figitidae. The record is from RefSeq and is a predicted model, not a curated record. Gene Ontology annotation, biological process: proteolysis; peptide metabolic process. Gene Ontology annotation, molecular function: metalloendopeptidase activity.
CUACAUUUGUGUGAUUAAAUCUUAGUUUGUGGCUGUCGGUAAAAUUGUGAUUUAUUUAUAUAAAAAAAUUGAAAAUAUGAAUCAAAAGUGAUAAUCAGAUUAAUUAUAAUUAACUGGCAACAAUGGCUGUAGCAUUUUGUGGUAGAAAAUUAUUUUUAACAAGGGCAAACAUUUUUAAAACACCAACAAGAAAUAGUUAUAUUGUCUUGCUACCUGAAAUUGGUGAAGAUUUACAGGAAAAAAAUCCACUUUACUCUGAGGAAACAAAAUUACCAGAUUUUAAGAAAGUGACAUUUGAAAGAUGUUUAGCAGCUGUUAAUAAACAAUCUGUCGAAUUUGAACAAAAUUUAAUGUCUUUGGAAAAAGACAUUGAAAAAAAUGAGAAUUUUAAUAUUUUUACGGAUUUAAUAAAUCCUAUUGAAGAAUAUCAACUUCCAUUGGAAUCAACUUGGGGUGUCACUAGAGCUUUAUUUGUUGGUGAUAAACGUUAUAUGCCUGGAAAAUGUUUUUCGAAUAUAAGUAGACGUAUUGGUUCUGCCAUGAGUUAUAAAUAUUGUAACAAACAAAUUCAUGAGGCAUGUAAAAAAUCAUUAGAAAACAAAAAUAAUCAAUGGACAACAGAACAGGAAAGACUAAUCAGUAAAUUUAUUUUGGAAGGCAAACUCAAUGGUUUAGAUUUAAAGUUAAAAAGAUCUCAAGAGUUAGUUACAUAUUAUUCUGAUAAAACAGUAAAAGAACAAAGUUUAUUUGCAGGCAAACUCGAGGCAAAAACAAUAGCGUAUUCUUUAAUAGUCAGGGAUUCUAGUGUAAUGAAAGAUUUUCCUGAAUAUUUUUUGAAAUUAGUGACAGCUGAUCCAUUAAAUCCUCAUAGAGGUCCGUGGGUUAUUAAUUUACGUCCUCAUAUCGUCUCAACAUUUUUGGAAUACUGUUCGGAUCGAGUUUUAAGGAAACAAAUUUGGAGAGAAGAUGUAUUGAAAUGUUCUUUAUAUGGAGAACGAGAAGUGCAAAACAGCACUACACUUGAAAAUAUAAGAGAUUUUCGAAAUGAAAUUGCACAACUUUUAAAUUAUAAAUCAUAUGCCGAUAUGUCUAUGGAAACAAAAAUGGCUGGUACUGUUCAGAAUGUUUACGACUUUUUUGAUACAUUACUUGUAGAAGCUCGACCAGCUCAAGAGCGUGAAAUGGAAGAAUUAAAUAAAUUUGCACAAGAAAGAGGAUUCGAUGAUACGAUAAAGCAGUGGGACAUUCCUUAUUGGUCACGAAAGCAACAACGAGCUCUAUAUCAGUAUGAAGAGAAGGUUAUUCAAGAAUAUUUUGCGUUGCCAAAAGUUUUGGAAUCAAUAUUUAAGCUGUCGGAAAAUAUUUUUAACAUAAAAAUAGACGAGUAUUAUAAUCCAAAUGUUUGGCACGAAGAUGUUCGUCUAUUCAAUAUUUAUGAUUUGGAUUGUUCGAGUACAGAACCAGUAGCCAAAUUUUAUUUGGAUCCCUAUAUCCGAGAACAUAAAAUAAAAAGCAAUUCACAUGAAGGUUAUAUGAUUCCAAUGAGGGGAAGAAGUAAAAUUUGUGACACAGAACCAUUGGCAGCUUUAAUAUUUAAUUUUGUUCCUUCAACUUCGGAUAAACCUUCGCUUUUGACGUUUGAUGACGUGGUGGAAUUAUUUGAAAAAUUUGGCAAGGCAUUUCAUCAUCUUUUAACGAAAACAAAUUAUCUCGAAUUGGCUGGUUUGUCAAAUGUUGAAUGGGAUGCAUCCAAUAUUAGUGGUCAUUUUAUGACCAAUUGGGUUUACGAAUCGUCUGUUUUAUCAGAAAUGUCCAAACAUUAUAAAACUGGAGAGCCUUUGUCAUCAGAAAUGAUAGAGAAUCUCAAAAAUAAGAGGACUUUUAUGGCUGGUUAUAAACUUUGUAAAAAACUUUAUAUAUCACGAUUCGAUAUGUUGUUAUAUUCAACAGAUGAAUUUUGGGUACCAAUAAUGAAACGAUUGUGGAAACAACAUUUUGUCAUCCCAGAAUUUAAAGAAGAUUCACAUAUUUGUUCAUUUAGUCCCAUAUUCAGUGGAAAUUUUGGAUCAGCUUAUUACACUGAAUUAUGGUCAGAAAUGCUUGGUGCCGAUGCAUUUAGCGCAUUUCAAGAAAUUCCUUUAGGCGACGAAGCUCAACAAAAAUUAAUUGGACGUAGAUAUAAAGACACUUUUCUUGCUUCAGGAGGUAGUUGUUCAUCGAAUGAAUUAUUUAGAAGAUUUAGGGGAAGAGAUCCCAGUGUAAAAGCACUUUUGAAAAAUUUAGGAUUAAAAGCUAAUCCCGAGAACCAGAUCAAUGCUUAAAUAUUGUAGAUAAAAAUUAUUGUUUUUGCUACAAAAAAAUUUAUAGUUUUUUUUUUUUAUUUUUUUUUU